UUUUUUUACAAUUUCGGACAUGUGAUAGCCGUACUGAUCGAAUCCGGCGAACGGGAAAAAGCCAAUUAUUUUUCCUCCGAUCUCAUUUUCUUUUUGAAAACUAAAAACAUUUAUAAAAAUAAAAUAAAACAACGCCGUAGAAAUUUUUCUUUACGUUUAUUUCGGCCGAUUUUCCGUUUGGUACCGUCGCCUAUUAUAAAACGGGAGAAGGAUUUUCCACCCGUCUCGGUUGGUAGGACUGGGACGCAGAUAACGAAGCCUAUCCUCGGACGGAGUUGUUGUUCUCGGGGGUUAUUUUUUUGUUGUUAGCAAAUCAAAUAGGAAGAAGACUGUGUAAGAGGAAAUGGCGUUAGCAACUCCACCGGCGGUGAAGUGGGCACAAAGAUCGAACGUAGUGUUUUUAACAAUAUGCCUAGAAGACUGCCAGAACCCGGAAAUAAAAAUUGAGCCCAAUAAAGUUUACUUUAAGGGUACAGGGGGUACGGACAAGAAACUACACGAAGUUGAAAUUAAUCUUUAUAAAGAAAUAGAACCAGAGAAAUGCGAGCAGGCGAUCAGGGGGCGAGUUAUAGAGCUGACGCUUUUGAAGAAGGCCAGCGGAGACGACAGCGAAUCGUACUGGCCCCAGCUGACAAAAGAGAAGGCUAAACACCACUGGUUGAAAAUUGACUUCAACAGAUGGAAGGACGAAGAGAGCUCGGGCGAUGAUGAAGACGGUGGACACGAUUCCAACUACAACCUUUCAGAAAUGAUGAAAAGCAUGGGUGGGCUCAGCGGAAGCGGCGAUUCCUCCGAAGGGCUGAACAUGGGCGACCUUGAGUCGGAUUCGGACGACGAGGAAGAAUUCGACGAAAACCUACCUCCGCUAGAAUAAAAGUAAAAUAUCGAGACUAAAUACCAAACUUUAAAACAAAACAAAAAAAAAAUUAAAAAUCAAUGUUUUUUUUCUUUCUGUUUUUCUUAUUGUGUUCGGCACUGACAACACAAAAUAAAACACCCUUUCUUAUUUUUUUUUUCCUUUUUUUAUUCUCUACCAACACCUUGGAAUGUCCAGUGAUUUAGCAAUUUAUGAAUGUAUUUAAAAAAAAGAGGAAACCUUGUCAGUUUUUAUUUUUCUUCUAAUUAAGGUAUACUUGAACAUUUUAAUUUUGUCUAGCAAAAGGAAUGUCAGUAGAAAGUCCUUCUCUUCCUCAUUUUUUCGUCUAAUUCCCUCACCCCUUCUCACCACGACCAUGUGCCCUACAAAGCAAAUACCACCCUCGGUAUUUCUUUUAAUUUAAUCUUACGCCUAGUUGUUUCUUUUUGGUUUUUAUUUUAUUUUUUAUUAUUUUUUACAUUCAAA
Messenger RNA from Cimex lectularius (bed bug), 1342 nucleotides. It is a transcript of the gene p23, whose product is annotated as co-chaperone protein daf-41. The coding region runs from base 344 to 874 and encodes 176 amino acids. The record is from RefSeq and is a predicted model, not a curated record. Lineage: Eukaryota; Metazoa; Arthropoda; Insecta; Hemiptera; Cimicidae. Gene Ontology annotation, molecular function: protein-folding chaperone binding; Hsp90 protein binding. Gene Ontology annotation, biological process: chaperone-mediated protein complex assembly; protein folding. The transcript is spliced from 4 exons. Gene Ontology annotation, cellular component: cytosol; nucleus.